AUGGCAGCUUUUAUGACAAUCUCUCGGGAUAUUGGCCCAAUUUUUCAGUACUAUUUAAACCAAACGACCUUACCGUUUAUAGUAAACGUAAAUUUAACAAUGUACGUAAAAAGUCUUGUUUUAUGUGUUGCAAUUCUCCAAUUUCUUGAACAAAGUUGCUCUCAUGUUUUAAACAGAAAUGUAACUGAAACCGACUGUGAAAACAUUUGUACGAGCUCAGAAGCCCAAUUUGAAUAUGAUGUUGAAACGAAGCUGUGUACUUGUUUAUUACCAAAAACAGUCGAUGGCACAGACCUUGAACUUGUUCAUAAAAAUGCAAAUUCGAUCGGUAAAACACUAAAAACUAUCGAAAUAUUAAAUCAUGAUGGUAUAAUAAUAAAAAGGGAAGUUCCAAGUGUUUCGACUACUGAAACAACCGAAUUAUCUACAACAACAACAAGUCCCGAAACUACAACUGAAGUCAUUGAAACCGACCAAAAAACCUCCUCGAAAUCGGACGACUUCGAGCCUAAUUUCAGUUUUGAAGAAACGGUGGGUCAGCAGCAGCCACAAAGACGCGUGAUCCACCGCCUUGUGACCCCGAGACGUCCCCGUGACCCCCGACCGAUCUCCCCUGACCAACAAAGAAUACUUUUGCAACAAAUCCGUGACCACCUCAAUCGCCUGAGUCAAGUUUUCGAUUCCCGAGUCCGCGAAAUGGAAAUUGAAGCGAUCAGAAACAACCUGCGACAGUUGUCCCACACUGUUUUAAUUCAGACACCUCAGCAACGAUCCCGGAUGCGAAAUGUGGUGGAAGAGGCGCGACAAAGGCGCCGGAUGCAACACAGACUUGGGGCUUCCGAAAAUGCAACCGUGAAACACGAAAACGAGGUAGAUAUAGCCCUUAAGGACCUUCUCCAUGGCAAAAAACGCCACGAGAUUAUUACGCAAGACCCGAGUUUAGUGGAUGAAUAAAAUGAAACAACUUUUUGCUCAAUUUUUUAUAUUUGCGUAACUUAA
Molecule: messenger RNA, 999 nt
Organism: Tribolium madens (black flour beetle)
Lineage: Eukaryota; Metazoa; Arthropoda; Insecta; Coleoptera; Tenebrionidae
Exons: 4
Coding region: 1-954 (317 amino acids)
Source: RefSeq, a predicted model, not a curated record